UGUGUGAGUGACUCACUGAGUGACUGAGCUGAGUGUGUAAACUUCAAUUCUCCACAAAACACAAUAACAAUGGCCGCUCAGACAAUGCUGCUGACUGGUAGUAGUAGCCAUGUUGUCAAGGGGGAGACAAACACAUUGCUUAUUCAGAAGCUAAAGCCAAUGCCCUUAUCUCAAUUUCUCUUUCCCCAAAGAACCAAUCACUCUUCUUUUUCUUCUUCAUCUGCUUCUAUUGUUUCUCUUUUCAAACCUAAAACCAAGGCCCCUCCUAAGAAGGCGGCACCGGUUGUGAAGGAAAAAUCAAAGGUCGAAGACGGGAUUUUCGGCACAUCUGGAGGAAUCGGUUUCACUAAGCAAAACGAGCUCUUUGUCGGCCGUGUUGCCAUGAUUGGUUUUGCGGCAUCUCUAUUGGGAGAAGCGUUAACCGGAAAAGGAAUCCUAGCUCAACUAAACCUAGAAACCGGGAUUCCGAUUUACGAAGCAGAGCCACUACUACUAUUCUUCAUACUUUUCACCCUACUCGGAGCCAUCGGAGCUUUAGGAGACCGUGGACGCUUUGUGGACGAAGAACCCGCCGGGCUUGGAAAAGCCGUUAUUGCCCCUGGUAAAGGUUUCAGGGCUGCUUUAGGCCUUGGAGAAGGAGGGCCGUUGUUAGGAUUUACGAAAUCGAACGAGCUGUUUGUCGGAAGAUUGGCUCAACUCGGGAUUGCUUUUUCCAUAAUUGGGGAAAUUAUUACCGGGAAGGGAGGGUUAGCGCAGUUGAACAUCGAGACAGGUGUCCCGAUCAAUGAACUCGAACCACUUUUGUUGUUCAACGUUGCCUUCUUCUUCUUUGCUGCCAUUAAUCCCGGGUCUGGUAAGUUCGUUACCGAUGACGAAGAUUAGAUGUAAUGUGUGUGUAUAUGUAAGUAUUUGAUUUUUUUUUUAAUUUCUGUUUUUCUAGUUAUGUAUUUGUAUGAAACUACUUUUGAGUGAUUUGUUAGUGGAUGAUGAAAUAUUUAUCUCGUUAAUUAUUAAUUUAUGAA
Erythranthe guttata (spotted monkey flower) is the source of this 1022-nucleotide messenger RNA. RefSeq names its product photosystem II 22 kDa protein, chloroplastic. NCBI's taxonomy places the organism in Eukaryota, Viridiplantae, Streptophyta, Magnoliopsida, Lamiales, Phrymaceae. The record is from RefSeq and is a predicted model, not a curated record.